Messenger RNA from Aspergillus saccharolyticus JOP 1030-1, 1673 nucleotides. Its product is annotated as transcription factor domain-containing protein. NCBI's taxonomy places the organism in Eukaryota, Fungi, Ascomycota, Eurotiomycetes, Eurotiales, Aspergillaceae. The transcript is spliced from 2 exons. The record is from RefSeq and is a predicted model, not a curated record. Gene Ontology annotation, molecular function: DNA-binding transcription factor activity, RNA polymerase II-specific; zinc ion binding; transcription cis-regulatory region binding. The coding region runs from base 115 to 1560 and encodes 481 amino acids. Gene Ontology annotation, biological process: positive regulation of transcription by RNA polymerase II. Gene Ontology annotation, cellular component: nucleus.
CUAGGUUGAUCUAAUGACCAUCGCGACGUUAGAGACAUCUCUGAUCUGCGCUGCCUCAUGAAGCAGACUAUGACCAUAUGACUAUGAUGUGAGCCGCUCCCGCAUCAUGCCAGCAUGCAAGCAUCUCAACGGCGGCGAGACGGGUGCACAGAGUGCAGGCGGAAAAAAGUUAAAUGCGAUUUGCUAAAGCCUACCUGCACUCGGUGUCAAAGAUACCCCAAGGGCUGCGUAUACAAUCUGAGUGUUGUGGACCAGAUUUCAAGAUCUCGUCCAAGCAGACAGCAGCGCCAUGCAUCUCCCUCAGAAGUCGCGAUUGUGAUGCAGAACCGAUCGAUUGUCAUCAAGAGCUUGGAGGCGAUAGCCAACCAGCCUCUACUGAAUCUCUCGCCAGUGCUGUCAACCGAAGAAUCUAGACUCUUCCUGCACGUCUUCGCUACCGAGACAGCACCCAGGCUUUUCCCUGCAGCGCCCGACUGGUUCCUACAGCGAAUGAUCAGUGCAUCCCUGGAAACACCCCAUCUUUUGUACUCGCUACUAGCAGCAGCAUGCAGCCAUCACGGUCGGCUUGUGCAGGAUGCGGGCUCGUCGUCCCAGCUAGCGUGUCUCAAAUUCACCAAUCUUGCAAUGUCUAACCUGCGCUCGACGAUCAAUGGCUCGGCGCGGAGACUGCCUCCUGAGACAGUGGCUACAGCACUGGCAUUAUGCACGAACGACGUGUGCAAUGGCAAUAUGCACAUCUGGAGGACUCACCUUAGCGGAGUCAGACAGCUCUUAAAUGCUUUCUUGGCGCAGGACAAGCCCUGCUGGUUCCAGGAUCCGUACAUUCAGUCCUUAAUUAAAUGGUUCACUACCCUUGAUCUCAUAGCGAGCUUAUCGGGGCAGAGCCAUACAGAGUUUAUCUUCGAGGCCGUAAACGAGCCACUCAAGGAGUUCUUCAGUCAAAGCCCUGCCUACAUCGACGAUGUCUGCGGUUAUUCGUUGGAACUAGUCCCUUGCCUCAGGCAUUUAUCCCACCUCAUUCACCAACAAGGUAUGACUGCAUGUGUGGUGGAGUCAUGUUCCACAGACGAAGUCUCGCAGGAUGCAAUGAUCUUGCACCAAUCGCACCCCCUCGAGAACGAACUUGUCCGACUGCUUGACAGCGCGGUCUCCGACAUGACCAGAAAGAGCAAAGCAGAACUUGCCUCCGAGUUACAACAUACACAUCGCGCCUUUGUUUACUCCGCUCUACUGCACCUCCACCGUCGUGUCCAUAAGCUCUCGUUGGGUCACCCCAAGGUUAGAGCUGCUGUCGCAGGCAUUAUACAUGCCGUGCAGCGCAUUCGGCCAUUCUCGGCGGCAAAUAUACUCAUUCUCUGGCCUAUCUUUAGUGCGGGCUGUGAGACUGCACUUCCCAGUGAGCGUGGCAUCAUUCAAGCCAGAAUGGUUAACAUGCAGAGUCUGGGGAUGGGCAACUUCACUAGAGCUCGCGAGUUGUUGAACGUCUUCUGGGCAUCGGGAACUAGUCUGCCAUGGGAUGCAUUUUUUGCACAGCUUGGGUUGGAGCUAGUCCUUUUCUAGUGGAUUGUUUGUCCAUUGACAGGCAUUCAAGACCGGGAUUUGUGGGAUGUUGCUGUCUCAUCCCCUGGGCUUGACGGCAAACUCGAUUGUCCGAACGAUAUGGCCACAUGAAG